Cottoperca gobio is the source of this 1346-nucleotide messenger RNA. It is a transcript of the gene pabpn1l, whose product is annotated as PABPN1 like, cytoplasmic. Gene Ontology annotation, cellular component: nucleus. The coding region runs from base 163 to 999 and encodes 278 amino acids. Gene Ontology annotation, biological process: nuclear-transcribed mRNA catabolic process, deadenylation-dependent decay. The transcript has 6 exons. The record is from RefSeq and is a predicted model, not a curated record. Gene Ontology annotation, molecular function: poly(A) binding. Lineage: Eukaryota; Metazoa; Chordata; Actinopteri; Perciformes; Bovichtidae.
AUUCACAGGUGAUAGCUAUUAGCUUACCUCAUAUCAUAUGCUGUCAGGUGUCGCGCCUUGCGGUCUAUCAAACCGUUUCCCUUUCUGUGGUGAGAGCUAUUUUUCGUGGCGGUUUUGAAAAGCUGCAGUCCGCUUUGCAGAUGCCAUGGUUGAGCAGUGAGCAUGGCGGAAAAUCAUCUGGAGUACGGCUACCUGGAGGGCGAGUCCAUCGGGGCGCAUUUUGCAGAGGACCCGGAGCUGGCGGCCAUCAAGGCCAGAGUUCAUGAGAUGGAGAUGGAAGAAGAGACCGAAAGAAUGAAGGAGGAGGAGGAGGAGAGGUGUGAUUCAAUAGACAUGCACCUCAUGACCAGCAGCCCUCGGCCUGGUGAGACAGCCCGACCUUUCUACAACAUGACUCCCGAGGAGAGGAUGGACGCCGACAACAGAUCAGUCUAUGUAGGAAAUGUAGACUAUGGAGCUACUGCAGAUGAGUUGGAGAUCCAUUUUAACGGCUGUGGUCCCGUCAACCGAGUGACCAUCCUGUGUGACCGGUUCUCCGGCCAUCCAAAGGGGUGGGAUCAACUCGUGCAUACAGUUUUUAUUUUUGCUUACAUUGAGUUCUCUGAUCCAGACUCUGUGCAGAGUGCUAUUGGUUUGCAUGAGUCCUUGUUCAGAGGAAGAGUCCUUAAGGUAAUGCCCAAGAGGACCAACAUGCCUGGCAUCAGCACCACAGACAGGGGAGGACACAGAGGGAGCCACACCAGAGGCAGAGGCCGCGGUUACCGUCCACCCCGAUACCAUAACAGCUCUCGUGGUAGGUUCAGGUACCAGUCGACCAGGCCACAACAUCAAACACCCCACCCUUACUACGGAGCACCCUCAGUGGGGAAGAGACAGUGGGGACACAUGGACUACAAUGAACAGAUGCCUAAACGUUACCCGUGUCUUCUUCUCAUCACGCCACCGUCGGAGGAGAUGGUGGCAGGGUCGAGUGGACCGCACUACCCUCAACAGCGCUAGCACUAACCACAGCAUACUAAAGUGGGCAAAUAGAACUGAUCAUUUUAAAAGAAGUGUUUCCAGGCAUUACUUGUGAGAGCCAGAAUGGACAGAAGAGAUGACUUUCCAAGUUACAUCCCUGCAUCAGUGCUUCAAGAUAUGAAGACAGAGGCGUUGCAUUAUAAGCUUAUGUUGCUGUGGAUGCAUGGGACAAUCCUCAAAUUGUUAUGCAGUUGCAUCUCUUUACUGUUUUUACAAACUGGUUGAGAAUGUAUUGUGUUGCUGCCUGCAAUGUAAUGUAUAAAUCCUCUCUAUGUAUAACUUAAGUUCUUUGCUAUGUAAGUGAAUAAAUAAAAUAAUGAUCCGGA